Messenger RNA from Varroa destructor (honeybee mite), 4676 nucleotides. RefSeq names its product ectonucleoside triphosphate diphosphohydrolase 5-like. NCBI's taxonomy places the organism in Eukaryota, Metazoa, Arthropoda, Arachnida, Mesostigmata, Varroidae. The record is from RefSeq and is a predicted model, not a curated record. Gene Ontology annotation, molecular function: hydrolase activity.
UGUAGGAUAAGUUAAGUUGUAGAUGGGGCUAAAUGCACUAUACAGCGGAUUGUAGGAUAAGUUGAGUUGUAGAUGGGGCUAAAUGCACUAUAUAUUUGUAAUAGGGUUAUUGAUACAGCUUAUGCGGAAUUGUAUUCAUCUCGGAUGUUACCUUUCCGAAUAGAAAAGUCAAUACCACAAUGGUGGUAAUUUCCAUUUGAUUUAUUGAACGGUAAACCGCACGGUUAUAUGGGGUCAUUUCCUGUGAAUGAACGUCGAACACAAAUAAAAGCUCGCAGACUUUAUCGAUAUAAAUAACAGUUUGUCCCCAGCCGUCGCAGCUCUCACUUUGCACCCCUUUUUAACUUCCUCGGAUUUCUUUUCAUUGAUCCGUUUCGUCAAAUGCAUUGGACAUUCUGGAAUAUUCGCGUGUCGGUUCAAUAGCGAAUAGCACAGAUAGACGAUGCAGCGAAGGUAAUGACCCACAAUAGUUUGUGCUAGCACCUAGAAGAAUAACGAUAGUCUAAAACGACCGACAGACAGGCAGACUGAUAGCAUCACACUCACAUGCUGCAUAGAUCCUCUGUUCGAACAUCCCGCAGUUGUAAAAUAUCCAGUGAAACGGGAAAGAAAACACUUUCGUUGUCUAGGCUUGUCGCAGCGGUUUCUACUGCAAUUGUCGUUUGCAGCCUAUGCAGUUUGACUUCUGACUAAUCGUCCCAGUACAAAGAGUCUGGUCAGAUCGGCUGAGAACGCGUUAGCAUAUAUUCAGCUGAUCUGAUGAUAGAAACUGCGGCACGGGAAAAUUUGGAGUUCAUCUUCUACUCAGAGGCUGGCGAAUGGCAUACAUCUAGCACCAUCUAUCCGCCUUCCAAGUCAUGUGGGUACAGGCAUUCGUCGCGAUGUCCCUCAGUGCGGAUCUGCCUUUGUGUUACGGCCUGCUUCAUUUGCCUCAUACUUGCGGCGACGUUGGUGGCACUUUAUAUUCUGGAUGCUUUUACACACUACCGAGUGAAGUAUUCUAUUAUGUUUGAUGCUGGUUCGACCGGAAGUCGUAUGCAUAUCUUCCAAUUCCAGAUAUGUUCCAAUAACGAAAUCCGGUUGGCGGGUGAAACCUACUACACAGUUUCUCCCGGUCUCAGCGACUACGCAAACAACCCCCAUGAAGCGGGCAUGUCACUCAAGCCGAUGUUGGACAAAGCGAAGAUUGCGGUGCCGGCAUCAGAACAACGUUCGACUCCUCUGGUCCUAAAGGCUACAGCAGGUUUACGAUUAUUACCGAAUAAUGCGCAGAAUCAAAUUUUACACGAAAUACAAAAUACGUUUAGCCAAUAUCCGUUUAAGUCAAAUAAUAGUUCCGUGAGCAUUAUGGAGGGAAAAGACGAAGGUUUCUAUGCGUGGCUAAUGGUGGUGUUUACUCUCGGUCGAAAACUGAGAAAAAACUCAAUCGCUACGUUAGAUUUAGGUGGUGGUUCAACGCAAAUAACCUUCCAGCCUAAUGACAAAACAACGCUAGCCAAAAGUGAGCAUCUUAGUUACUUCAAGAUACCAGGAGGUAGCGAAGAGCUGAUGUACGUCUAUUCGUACCUAGGUGGAGGACUCAUGUACGGCCGAGCGGAGAUACUCAAACAAAAUAUAACCAGGAAAAAUGGGACACAUUUUUAUGUAACUAGUCCUUGUAUACACCCGGAGGUUGCGAAACUACCUGGUGGACUGUAUUGGAAAUACUUCGAAGCCAGUUUUGCCAUAGGGCCAGAUGAUACAGAUCGUUGCGGUUUCGAGGCAUGCUACCUUCUGGCAAAGAAGUACGUCGACAGACUAAACAUGUUCGCCCCGCAAGAAUUGCCUUCACGGGAACUAUACCUCAUGUCAUACUAUUUUUACAGAGCAGCGAACGCUGAUCUCAUCCAAAAAGGCGUAGAGACUCAAAAGGACCUUGCUGUGAGCGAUUACAGGGAACGGGCUAUUUCUGAAUGCGCCUCCAGUUCAACGCGUCCCAAGGAGGACACAUUUCUCUGCAUCGACUUAACGUACAUCUAUGCAUUGCUUCACGAAGGUCUCAAAUUGCCCGAUAACACCAAGAUCACGGUGGCACAGAAGCUUCGUGGAUCCGAGGUGAGCUGGGCGUUUGGCGCAGCUUUAAGCGAACUCGAAUUGUGAUAAUUGAGGCACCUUUGAAGGUCACAUCUUCUGCAGCGGAUUAGCGGUGCUCAGUACAAGGGAAGACUUUAAAAUAAUGUUUGAAAAAACGCUAAGACAUUUUUGAUACCAACGAGUAUUUAUUGUAGUAACAAACACCAUUUUAGCAAAUUAGCUUAAAAUUGUAACAGAAUAAGAUAAAAACGUAUGAAACACCAUUCAUAGAAUAGCGUUACGGAACAAUUUUAGAGGUGAAGUAAAUAGCUAAAAAAAAGUCUAAAAUUGAUUCUAGACAUGAUCAGUUACGACUCAGAACAAUAAUACGAAAUAAUCAAUUAUUAAUGUGAAACUUUUCUUUUGGUAAAUAAAACAAUAAGAGCUAUUUGUGUUUCCUUAGGUGACAUAAAGAAUUCGUUCCCAACUGUUGUUUGAUAUUGUAGAAUCAUUAAAACGUAAUUGUGACCCGCCAGUUUUACCGAAGCUGGAUAGACAAGCUUGCAUAUAUAUAUAUAUAUAUAUAUAUACACACACAGUGGAACACAGAGAACAGUAUUUAUAUAGUUUCUAGGGAUGGCACCAAUAAGCUAUUGUAUAACCGGUCAUCCGAAAAGCUGUUAGACACUGUGCAAAUUAGGAAGUUGUACGUGGAGAUUCACAUAAUUGUAUGAGUGCAAAAAAAGGUUAUGUAUGUAUACAUAAGGUGACUACUUUAAAACUGCACUGCCGACAAACUUUGAGAUUAAAUAAAGCUAAAACAUGCCCUCCAUGUUGUGAUUAAGAGUACCAGCUCGUACUAAAAUCUACAAUACAACAGGUAUUAUUAUUAUUUUAUAGUGGUUUUUUUGUUUAUAGCUUCGCUUGACGCAGUUUCCAUGUUACUGUGUUCUUGGCAAACGUACAUAGAUAUUAUUUUCACUUUGAAUCGGACGCUUUUUAAAUCAAAAUUGACACUUGCUUUUUUCGUAGAUUGAUAUGUAUGUAGGAGCGUACCUGAGCAAACUCGCCGUAAAUAUUGUCUACGCGUUAAAAAUUGUCACUUAUAAAUGUGAGAUGUAUUCAGAUCGAAGCUAUGCGCAGGGCUAUCGGAACGCGAGUUAAUUACUUACAAAAUGUAAUAACUGUUAAAUGUAAAAAAAGGUAAAUACACUGUUCUAAAACAAUGUAAUUAUAAAUAUCUCAACUUAUCGUGAGCAUUUGUAUCGCAGUUUCGAGCUUGAGCGCUAGCGUCGAUUCCUUUUUUAGUUGAUUAACCAAGAUUUUGUAGCAUAUACAUAUAUGCUAAAUAUACUAUGAAACUGCAUAUUAAGGGUCGUCGGUGGUUUGUUCAAGCAUUACAUAACACUACAACGUUUUGAAAUCCCUGAGGAGCUCUGAGAGAUUUAUCAUUUAACGCUGUUGGUUGCAACUGCGUAUGAGUUAUCACCAUUCCAUACAUCUACUAGAAAUAGACCGUAGCAGAGACGUCACGGUUUACAUGGUUCGAAUCCACAUUUACCGCAAUGUCUCAAUACGCAUGAAAGACUGAUUGUAGCGCCAACACAUGAACGCUGUAAUGUCGUGCAACGCAUCGCUGAUACGGGGAAAGUCGUUAUGCAUUGCUCCAAACGAUUUGCUUGUGCUAGCACGAAACGACGCGUACCUACGCCCAGUUUUUCGCCUAGAUCAUUGUGUGGCCUUAAGUUUAGUAGGCAAACGGCUCCCAGCCGUUUUCCUUUGCUGAAUCUCCAAAUAGGAAGUCUUAAUUUUGUUGACAAAGUAAGAUUUCCUGAAGUAUGAUGAUCCCAGAUUAUAUUUUCGGGUCGAAGAGAUAAGGCGGCGUCGUCGCAGCGAAGAGGCAGUUCAGGGCUUUUCCAAUGUCCCCGUAAUAAUAAAUGGUCAGUAGCCCAAGGUAUGCGAAUGGUCGUGCGAGGAACAAUGCACCAAUGCCUUAAAUAUAUAUAGCCUGAAGUAACGAUAUUUCUGGGAUAAUACAAAGUCAUUUAAAUCAUGUCAACAAACAUUCCACAAUAGACUUUCGCAUCGGUUCGUUCUCGGAUCGGCUCAGUUCCUUAGUCUAAGCGAUUUGUUGCCCUUUCGUACCAUUAGUUACACGCAUUAGACACGACGCACUGCUUUUGGCACAGAUGCAAUUUAUUUGGAAAACACCAUUCUUAUAUAUCGAUACUGACGGAAAUACCUAGGUUACAAAAUAGUAUACAUAUAUAUAUAUAUAUAUAUAUAAGCAUUCAUAACCCAAAUGAGUUGAAACAAUUAUUUUUUAAGACAACAUACCGGUGUUGUCUCUUGUUACUUGCGUGUCGUGGCCAACACUAUUUAAAAAAAACUUUUCAAUCAUUUUAUUCUUAGCACAGAGCUAAUUUGGUUACUCACUGCUCCUUUGAACGAAUUGGUAUUUGAAUAUCGUUGGUCACCGACUGGCUUCUGUAAUGUUAGGUUACAAUUGGCUUAGCAACGGAACACAAAGUUCUAAAUUGUUGUUUGAUAUCGAGACUCUCUACUUUGUAAUUUUCUGUGAACUUUGUGCCGUCACUGCCACACGUCUGAGUCUUAUCAAAAGA